Molecule: messenger RNA, 1374 nt
Organism: Drosophila rhopaloa
Lineage: Eukaryota; Metazoa; Arthropoda; Insecta; Diptera; Drosophilidae
Product: alpha-tocopherol transfer protein
Exons: 6
Coding region: 782-1303 (173 amino acids)
Cellular component (GO): membrane
Molecular function (GO): phosphatidylinositol bisphosphate binding
Source: RefSeq, a predicted model, not a curated record
GCUCUUCCGUCCUUUCCUCACCAGAAAAAAGCUUUACACCACAGGCUAACUCCGCUAAAAAAAUUUGUUUUUUCUACAAAUUUUUAAGGUAUUGCAGUUAGUCGUGAGUCACUAAGGAGAAAAAGCUGUUUCGAGCAAGUGCUUUCGGGGAAAGCGAUCGCACUGGGCGUUGUCUUUGCCUGCUGAUGUCAUUGCAAUCGGGAUAUCUAGAGGCCCAUCUCCGAGUAUCGCUAUUUUUGUAUCUAUUACAAAUGAACAGUUACAUCCUCCGCGCUCAAACCGAAAGAUACCAGACACCAACAGCUGUCGAAAAAGCCGUUCAUGGUCAUUGUGCCAUAAAUGGCAAACGAAACGAAAUUGAAAUUAAGCAAAUGAGUGGGAAACCAGACGCUGAAGCGACCAAGGAGAAGAACACCGGGGCAGCAGCAACAUCAAUAGCACAGCAGCAAUAGCCACUUCGGAAAACAAGUUGGUAGAGUCGAGGUCCAAAAGCCGAAUCAAAAUCCGAAUAUACCAGACGAAGGCGGAUGCGCACCUAGAAGCCAAAUGAGGAACUCUAGCGGAUGCUGUGCCUCUUCAACUGGGACAAAAUCAAAGCAACUUCAACGGCAACGUUGAUAAGCAGUUCACACUGGAAACAAAUAUUUUCAUGCAAUUUGGACUUUAAAUUAAAAUUUACAGAUCUAUUGUUCCUCUACCAGGUGCCACUCCCGAAGGAUAUCGAGUGAUUCUAGCAAAGCUGGAUGACUUGAACACGUCUAACUAUAACUUUGCAGAUGUUAUGAAACUAUAUUGCAUGGUAUUCGAUUUUUGGAUGUAUGAAGAUGGCAUUCAGCCGGGGCAUUUGAUCGUGAUCGAUCUGAAAGGUACUUCCUUAGGUCACGUUGCUCGCAUAGGCCUUCUGCAAAUGAAGAAGUUUCUAUUUUAUCUGCAGGAAGCGGCUGCCAUCAGGCUGAUAGGCUUUCACUUCAUUAAUAUUGUACCUUUCAUGGACAAGAUUUUGGCGCUAAUGACUCCGUUUAUGAAAAAAGAGCUGUCCACUGUACUGCACAUGCACAGCGACUUGAACGAAUUCUACAAGUUUGUGCCAAAGGAUAUGCUUCCAAAGGAAUACGACGGUCAAGUGGAGGAGACAAGCUUGGCCAAAGAAAUUUACUACAAAAAGUUGCUCGAUAAUCGAGAGGAAUUUUUAGAGUUUGAGACGCGUCAUCAGGUCAACGAAAAACUGCGACCCGGCAAGGCCAAAAAUGCCUCAGACCUUUUCGGCAUUGAGGGAAACUUUAAGAAGUUGGACAUUGAUUGAGCCAAUCAGUAUAUAUAAAUUGUUGUUGUUUCACAGGUGGUUGAUUGCCUAAUAAAAGUUUAAAGUUACAU